CACUGAUAGGUGGCAUGGAUGGGCACUAAUGAGGAGGCACUGGUUGGUGGCACGGAUGGGCAUUGACAGGCAUCACUGAAUGGGCACUGAGAGGCAGCAUGAUAGGCGGCACUGAUAAGCAGCACUGACGGGCACUGAUAGGCGACAGGCAGCUCAGAUGAGCACUGAUAUGUGGCAUUGAUGAGUACUAAGAGCUGGCACUGAUGGACACUGACAGGUGGCGCUGCUGGGGCUACACUGAUCAUCAGGGCUCUGAUGAUCUGUGUACAUGUCCCCUCCGAGGUAAUGCCGGAGCUGUCAGCGUGACAGCUCGUGGGGAGAGAAACGCCGAUAACCGGCAUUUCCCUGUUUACAUGUGAUCAGCUGUGAUUGGACA
Staurois parvus is the source of this 376-nucleotide messenger RNA. The record is from the annotation of a GenBank genome assembly. NCBI's taxonomy places the organism in Eukaryota, Metazoa, Chordata, Amphibia, Anura, Ranidae.